UUCCUGUGUCUUCCCGUUUGGAGAGUUUAGGACCCCGGGUUGGUGGAAUCGGAAGGAGUUGAGGGGGUUCCUUCCUCCGGGACCUCUGGGGCUGCUGGGUGUGCAGGGCGCCUUGUGUGUAGCCCCCAGAACAGUGAGUUCCUCGUUGGGACGGGAGCUGAGAGCUGCGGGCCAGAAACCGCACCGCCCAGGCUGCAGGGUCCGUCCCCCAGAGCGGGUCGGCUGCUGCGAGGGGCGAGGGCUCAGCAUCUCCAGCCAGACCGGCCCCCGCGCUACCCCCGCCUGCAGGCUGUCUUGGGACCUUGUCUGCUGGAGACGGCGUGGUCUGGUCUCCUGAAACAACGCCCCGCGAUGCACCCCAGCCGAUGGUCCCCGCCAAGGGUUCGUAAAAGCCAGGUUUCAGGCGGUGCGUUGUCUUCAAAGGCGUUCCCCUUCACUGCGGAACCCUUCCACCCUCAUCACCCAUUUGCUCUAGGAUAGUGAGAACAACCCUUGUCUGUGGAGUGACGUCUUAGGGCAUUCCUUUAAUACCUUUGUGGCCUUGAAUUUGCCGCGGAUUUGCAAACAGCCAGUGUUCCUGAGAGCUGCUUUAUAACCAAAUUCAGUAGUAUCUCAGGAAGGAAAAUGGUGGGUCUGGCAUCCGUUACCCAGACUCUGGCUUUUUUCGUAAAUACUUUAUAGAAACAUGUGAUACAGACAGCAAAAUUAACCCGUUUGAACAUCCUCUCCCUCCUUUGCAUUCAGGACUUCUAAUCCCUAACCUGGCUGUGAUUAUUGUGAUAAUGGAGCAAGAAGAACUGCUGGUCUCAUAUUCUAAUGCCUUCACAGAAAGGAAGAGUUUCAAAAGCUCCUUCACAGGACACAAAAGUAAGAAUAAUUUGAGAACUAUUCAACACAAUAAUCCUAAGGCAGAUAAAGAGAGAGCAUCAGAAAGAUCUAAAAGACAUGGCGCACAAAAAUCUAAGCAUGAGGAUUCAGAAGAAAUGCCAUUGACAUGGUCCCAGGGAGCUAAGAUUUGGUGUCAUAAAUCCUAUGAGGAUGAAGGCAAAUCAGAGAUUUGGGGAGACUCUAUAGAGAAAGGGAAGGAAGCACCCAACCAUCAAGAAUGGGACCUAAGAGACCAUGCCAAUGAUUCUUUCCAGCAAAGUUUAUCCUUUGGAAACAAAUCCUACAAAUGUUCUGAAUGUUGGAAAAGUUUCAGUAAUAGUUCUCAUUUACGUACUCACCAGAGGACUCACUCAGGAGAAAAGCCUUAUAAAUGCUCCGAGUGUGGGAAAUGCUUUUGUAACAGUUCUCACCUGAUUCAGCACCUGAGAACACACACAGGAGAGAAGCCCUAUCAGUGUGGUGAAUGUCGGAAAAGCUUCAGCAAUACCUCUCAUCUUAUUAUCCAUGAGAGAACUCACACGGGAGAGAAACCCUAUAAAUGUCCUGAGUGUGGAAAGAGUUUCAGUAGCAGCUCUCACCUUAUUCAGCAUCACCGAUCACAUACAGGUGAAAAACCAUAUGAAUGUCCCAUUUGUGGAAAAGGCUUCAGCCACAGCUAUGUCCUUAUAGAACACCAGAGAACUCACACUGGAGAAAAACCUUAUAAGUGCCCUGAUUGUGGGAAGAGUUUUAGUCAGAGUUCCAGCUUGAUCCGCCACCAGCGGACACACACAGGCGAGAAGCCCUACAAAUGCCUUGAGUGUGGAAAAAGCUUUGGGUGUAAUUCUACUCUAAUAAAGCAUCAGAGAACACACACAGGAGAAAAACCCUAUCCAUGUCCAGAAUGUGGGAAGAACUUUAGUCGAAGUUCAAACCUUAUUGCACAUCGGGAAACUCACACAGAAGAGAAAUCCUGUGAAACUUCUGAAUAUGAGGAAAGUUUGAGUCAGAGUUGCAGUGUGAUAGAAGUAUGCAGAAUCCAGCCAGGAGAGAAACCAUAUAAAUGUGAAUGUGGAAAGAGUUUUGGUCUUAGCUCUCAUCUCAUUAGACAUCAGAGAACACACACAGGAGAAAAACCUUACAGAUGUUCUGAGUGCUGGAAAACUUUCAGUCAGAGUUCUACCCUGGUGAUUCACCAAAGGACGCACACAGGAGAGAAGCCUUAUAAGUGUCCAGAUUGUGGCGAAUGCUUCAGUCAGAGCUUUAACCUUAUCAGGCACCGGAGGACCCACAUAGGAGAAAAACCGUACAAAUGUACGGACUGUGAGAAAUGCUUCAGCAGAAGUGCCUACCUCAAUCAGCACCGGAAAGUUCACAGAGAAAAGUCUUUUGCGUCUCCUGAAGUUGGAGAUUUUCUUCAUGAAUGGACUUGGAAAAGCUGUUCAGGGCAAAUGGCCCUCAUCCCUUUAUUUCCAGUCUCAACUUCUCCCUGAGCCCCAAAGCCUAGUGGUGUCCCCCACCCUGUUAGACCAUUAUAAUUAAGGUAUUCUAUGAUCAUUGUGAUAUAAAAUUUCUUUUGUGUAUUUCUCAAAACAUUUAGAAAAAGUCAGCCUCUCAGUACAGAGGAUGGGAAGAGUGAAAUUAUUAGAUCUGUUUAGUGAGAGAAACCACUAAUGAUAAAGAAAAAGGAUAGUUUUUGUUUGUUUUUAAAUGGAAGAUAUUAUAAGAGUAGCUUCAAAGGAAAACACAAAGAAUAACCAUAGAAGUGUGAGAACUUGAAGCUAGAAUUGCCAUUAAAUUGCCUUAUUCUCUUGCCUUAUGGAUUGAGAGAUAUCAUUACUGGCUGUGGGGGGUGUACUCAGAGGAAUGAUCUUUUUGAACAAAUAAUGUGAUUUCUGGCUAUUUUGUUCGAUCGUAACAAAGAAAAUAUUCUUUUUAUUAUUAUUGUUGUUGUUGUUAUUUAAUUCACAUG
This is a messenger RNA of Tupaia belangeri chinensis (Chinese tree shrew), 2839 nucleotides long. It is a transcript of the gene ZNF572, whose product is annotated as zinc finger protein 572. Lineage: Eukaryota; Metazoa; Chordata; Mammalia; Scandentia; Tupaiidae. The transcript is spliced from 3 exons. The coding region runs from base 783 to 2360 and encodes 525 amino acids. Gene Ontology annotation, molecular function: DNA-binding transcription factor activity, RNA polymerase II-specific; RNA polymerase II cis-regulatory region sequence-specific DNA binding. Gene Ontology annotation, cellular component: transcription regulator complex; chromatin; PcG protein complex. The record is from RefSeq and is a predicted model, not a curated record. Gene Ontology annotation, biological process: regulation of transcription by RNA polymerase II.